Raphanus sativus (radish) is the source of this 1150-nucleotide messenger RNA. RefSeq lists its product as uncharacterized. The transcript has a single exon. Bases 65 to 1060 code for a protein of 331 amino acids. Gene Ontology annotation, cellular component: nucleus. NCBI's taxonomy places the organism in Eukaryota, Viridiplantae, Streptophyta, Magnoliopsida, Brassicales, Brassicaceae. The record is from RefSeq and is a predicted model, not a curated record.
UCGACAAACCCUAAGCCACCUGAAAAUCAACAAAGAAAGAAAAGAAAAGAAAAGAAAAAAAAGAAUGAUGAAGGAUUUGAUAGGUGCUGCCAUCAAGAGCACUUACGAUACUCGAAGCCCCGGUGGAGUCGAACGAUGCGUCGAUCUGUUGAUUCGGUUGAAGUCUAUGUCUCUCUCGGUCAAACAUAUUCUUUACUUCUCCGAGUCUAUUUUCAAGCUCGAGACUUUGAGAAGGCAUCGAAAACCUAGAAUCCGAGAAGUAUCUCAAUCUCUGUUUACUUCCUUGCUUAAGACGCUCUACUCGCAAGGAACAGACGAAUCGGCCAGUCUUGACGCAGGUCGUCUGAAGAGGAAAGGGACAAAGAUCGGGUCUUUAACGAAGAAGAAGGCAAGGACCGAUCUGUUGGUUUCGCCUUCGGACAAGAAACAAGAUCACAAAACUCUCGCUCUGGUAAGGACUGAGACAAAGACGAACGUUGCUUGCAAGUCUGUUACGAAGAAGCCUCCAUGUAGAUCACUUCAAGAUUCUCACAAGAUUUGCUCUGUUACUACUGCCACGGAUCUUACUCCUCAAUCGAGACGGGACAUUAAAGACAAAGAUGGUAAGGUUACAACCAAGACCUUGAUUCCUCCUCCGAGGAGAGUCGCUGCUUGCAAGAACGUUCCAGCAAACGAUUCUAGAAACCCUAAGACAGAGGAGAUGGUGGAGUUGUUCGAAGCAGCCAAGAAAGCGGCUAACUUGGCCAAUGCUAAGGGUAUUCUCUCGGGCAAAGCAGACGCGUCUUGCUGCGUAGAGGCUAUCUCGUUGCUCAUGAAGAUAAACGUCACUCCAAAACCUAAUGAGCCAAGGAGGAUGAUUGAGAGGCUUCAGGGGAUUACAAAGCACAAAGACCGUACGAUUUGUAAUGCUGCAAUAGCCCUUCUCCAGCUUUGGAGACAGAGGAUCGGAGAACGAGAACGUAAAGAGUCGUCUGCUACCGAGAACCCCGUUAGAGCUCAACGAACAUGCGGUCAGGGCUUAAGAAGAGAAUCUACAAAGGCAAUGAAGUUAGUGAUGUGAAGAUCAUAGCUUGAACAAAAGAAUGUCUAUGGUGAAUUCAAUAGAUUGUAGUAAAUCAUUGUAUGUAGAGUAGACUGAGUAGUAGGAAAG